Messenger RNA from Lutzomyia longipalpis, 1129 nucleotides. RefSeq names its product protein trunk. The record is from RefSeq and is a predicted model, not a curated record. The transcript is spliced from 2 exons. The coding region runs from base 223 to 843 and encodes 206 amino acids. Gene Ontology annotation, molecular function: signaling receptor binding. Lineage: Eukaryota; Metazoa; Arthropoda; Insecta; Diptera; Psychodidae.
ACAAAAAAAAUCUUCCUGUUAAUCAUAAAUCCCAGACUUCUUGUCUCGUCGGUCUACUCCUAUAAAUUUUUCAGAGUAAUUUUCAUACUUGUUGAAACUGUCCAUUAGUUUGCACUCCUUAGUUUGAAGGUACUUUAUCGUUUAUAUCUACCUGGAAGACGCCCAGAAAGGAUUUAAAAACUUGCAGAGAAGAAGAAAAAGUGAUUUUAGUUAGUCAAGAGAAUGCAUACCAUGUGGAUGUUCGGAGUGUUGCUCUUUGUGGGAGUUUUGGGUGUUAAAGAGGAGCCCUGUGGGCAGGUUUCAACUUAUGUUCUGAUGGAGAUUCUUGGUCCUGCCUACAACUAUCGCUACAUGCGCCUGGACACACCGUCUGAUGGUGAAGAGGACGUUGAAGUGGCCCUCAAAAGAGAUACAAUGAAAGAUCUGGGAUCAUUCUACGUCGCGGAUGGUUUUGUACUAGAACUCGAUGAUGAACCAGCUUGGACCAGGACGCCUUCGAAAUUUAUUCCAGCUGCUGAAAGAAUUCGACGAAGUUCCGAUGAGGAUCCUGAAGAUCGUACGAAGAGAGCCAUAGAUAGGCCUAACUGGAGUUGCGAAGCACACAUUCGCUGGCAAGAUCUCGGGCCAGACUACUUUCCGCGCUACUUGAGAUCCGUUGAGUGCGUCCAGGCCCACUGCUACUACGGCCACUACGACUGUCGUCCGCGAUUCUUUAGUGUUCGUCUCCUACGCCGCAGAAAGGGUGAGUGUGCUGCCCUGAAGAUGGAUUCCGUAGAUCUCUGGGUGUGGGAGGAACGUGCUGUUGCUAUGUGUUGCGAUUGUGUCUACCGUCAACGUGCCUAAUUUUUAUGUCAGACAAACCGAAAUAUUUUAAUUCAAUGGAUUUUCAUUUGAGCCCCAAAUAGUUUUCCCAAAAAAGCCCUAUCGGGGAUGAGAACUGGGAAAUUCUUGCUACAUACAGCAUAGGAAAAAAAUUAACUUAUGGAGCUCAUCUGAUAAUUAUUUUUACGAAGACAAUAGCGCUAAGAAUUAUUUCAAGAAAAAUAAUCAAUUGCAACAACUGGACUAAAUCUUUUGUAGAACUUUUCCUAUUUUAAAGAGGAAAAAUAAAAUAAAUUGGCAGCAAAAA